CACUUCUGGGCACAGGUGUGUGGCACUGCUGGGUGGCACAGGUGGGUGCACUGCUGGGCACAGGAGGGUGCACUGCUGGGCACAGGUGGGUGCACUGCUAGGCACAGGUGGGCGCACUGCUGGGCACAGGUGGGCAUAACUGGUGGGUGGCACUGCUGGGCACCGAUCAUCAGGGCCCUGAUGAUCGGAGCCGAUCCCUGCUCUGACAACUGCCGGUUCUCGGCUGCCGCUGUGAUUGGCCUUUUACCACAUCACGUGAUCAGCUGUGUCCAUAGGACACAGCGAUCACGC
Molecule: messenger RNA, 291 nt
Organism: Staurois parvus
Lineage: Eukaryota; Metazoa; Chordata; Amphibia; Anura; Ranidae
Source: the annotation of a GenBank genome assembly